Molecule: messenger RNA, 989 nt
Organism: Diaporthe batatas
Lineage: Eukaryota; Fungi; Ascomycota; Sordariomycetes; Diaporthales; Diaporthaceae
Exons: 3
Coding region: 105-989 (294 amino acids)
Source: RefSeq, a predicted model, not a curated record
GAAAAACCAAAAACACCUACUCAGCGGUGCCCGCCAACCACAACAAGACAGUGAGAAUCUCCUCCAACUCAUCGAAUCAGAUCGUUUUUGAUUGUUGGAAAAGGAUGUUGUCACCGUCCCUGGUCAGGCCCGCAAAGCACGUGGUCCGACGCGUCGGGUCAAACCUGCUCGGCGGAGUGAGACAGCAACCGCUCUGGCGACGGGAUCUCAUGACAAUUCACAAGAGAACGGAAAUUCGCGCACCCAGAAUCGGAAGGCGCGCACCCUCCCUACUAUUCAGCCAAUCAGAGCACAGAACCUCAAAGUCCUCACGACUUCAACAAAUAAGUGUUCUUCGCGAUUUUAGAGGCCACAAACAGGGCGGGUUGGUCCUCUGGGAACUCGGGUCGUGCCUACCGGCCCUACUCACGACCCUCCGCUAUGCUUCGCGCUCCGGGGCUCGCCCCCUUCGCCCCAGCCGGCCCUUUCGUGGAAGAAGAAGUCUGUAUAGAGUACUUCUUAGUCAGCAGAUGGGUGCGCGCCUUCCGAUUGAGGGUGCGCGAAUUUCCGUUCUCAUUCACAAUACUAAAGGCAACUUGGUCACGAUUGAUAAUUUGGGGGCAACGGUUAGCCAGGAGGUCAUCAUCUCCCGUGGAGGCGAGGAUGAAUCUUUCGUAAUGGCGGAGCGGGAGGUUGGAUUAGCCAUGAAAUCGUCCAUCGUGCGGCAACUUGGUGUCUCGCUGACCAGCGACCCUGAGGCGAUCCCGCUCAAAUUUCACCACAAAUCUCUGCAUUUCGCGCACGAAUCGCUACCAUAUCCACGCCUAAUUAUUGAUAAAGAACUCGCUGGACCGGAUUCAAGUGGUGUCAGCGCAGCUACCUUGUGGCUCUACGGGCCUGCUGCGUGCGAGUUUACGUUGGACGGCACUCCUGACCAUGAUUUCGCCAAGUCCUCCCGAGAGAGUCACCAACGACUGAAGGGUGUCCUAGAAGAGUUAAAAGAUAGAUAG